Messenger RNA from Debaryomyces hansenii CBS767, 543 nucleotides. RefSeq lists its product as uncharacterized. Lineage: Eukaryota; Fungi; Ascomycota; Pichiomycetes; Serinales; Debaryomycetaceae. Gene Ontology annotation, molecular function: nucleic acid binding. Bases 1 to 543 code for a protein of 180 amino acids. The transcript has a single exon. The record is from RefSeq and is a predicted model, not a curated record.
AUGUCUGCUAAUGUAAUAGAAACCGACGAGGACAUCUCGAAGGACAUUUUUGAAGAAGAGAAGAAUUUAUUUGAAGUCGAAUCUCAUGUCCUAUACCAAAAAAUUAUCGGAUCCAAAGAACCCCAAACCAUCACCAGCAAGAAUAUAGCGAUAAUAAAUAAAAACGAUUCCAUUAAGACCAGGGUUACUCACAUAAUAAAUCUCUUGCAAUCGCAGACAAAACCUGUUCUAAUUGCGGGUAAAUCAAAAGCAAUUUCGAAGAUGCUUACUGUCAGCGAACUACUGAAAUCCACCAUACGAAACGAUCACCCUACGAUACAAUUAAAACAAUACAAUAAACUAACGAAGCAAUCUUCGCUAAAUAAUCCAAACUACAAACAAACAAAUAGAACGGUCAAACAAAGAAACAACGUUGAUAACUUCAUGAACGACGCAAGCAUCAAUGGUCAUAAAAUAUAUCAAUUGCCUAUACUCUAUAUUUUAUUUGUACCAAAAGAUGAUUCUAGCUUAGAAUUGAGUGGUUGGACCCACCAAGAUAAUUAA